This is a messenger RNA of Phymastichus coffea, 1587 nucleotides long. RefSeq names its product heme transporter FLVCR2-like. The transcript has 7 exons. Gene Ontology annotation, molecular function: heme transmembrane transporter activity; heme binding. Gene Ontology annotation, biological process: heme export; transmembrane transport. Lineage: Eukaryota; Metazoa; Arthropoda; Insecta; Hymenoptera; Eulophidae. Gene Ontology annotation, cellular component: membrane. The coding region runs from base 123 to 1502 and encodes 459 amino acids. The record is from RefSeq and is a predicted model, not a curated record.
UUUAAUAGUUGAUUUUUAGAUCUGAUGCAAAGACUCCAAAAUUCGUUGAAAAAAAUAAAAAGUAAUUUGUAAUAAGGAAAAUUAAAGUUCGCCACGAGUGAUAAGAUAAUACUUAGUGCGGAAUGAUGAAUAAGGAUAGGAAAGAAUCACUAAGAAAGUCACUAUCGAGGUCGGAGGCAAUCUCUCCAGAAGCUGGUGUCGAUUUAAAUGAAUUCGAAAAAGCAGUAACGAUCAGGGUUUACAAAAGAAGAUGGCUGGUUCUCAUACUGUUCAUUAUGUUUGUGUUCGGAAACAAACUUCAAUGGCUGCAAUAUACUAUGAUCCUAAAUGUGAUUGUCAAAUAUUUUAACGUCUCAUCUAUGGCUGUGAAAGCCACUGCGAUGAUCUACAGCGCAUCAUUCGUAGUUUUUUUAUAUCCCGUCACUUGGCUGAUCCACAAGCGAGGCCUAAGAUUUGUCUGUGUUAUUGCGUCGGCGUCCGUCUGUUUGGGCACUUGGAUCAAGUAUUUUGCAAUAGCUCCAGAUCAAUUUAGCCUGAUAUUGAUCGGACAAUGCUUUGUAGGAGCAUGGCAAGUGGUUUGCUCGUCGUUACCAGCCACAUUGGCUGCCGUUUGGUUUGGCCCAAACGAAGUGGCCACCGCUAUGGCUCUAGCGGGUUCUGGAACUGUAAUCGGCGUUGCCGUCUCUUCUAUUGUUAGCCCAAUUAUUGUUAGAAAUCACGGCGAACCAGGCGACAUUGGCAAAAAUCUGAAUCAUUAUAUAUUACCUAUUGCCUUCUAUUGUACAUGUGUUCUUUUCCUCAUGCUUUUCUUUUUUUCAGAGGGACCGAAAUUGCCGCCAAGUAAAGCGCGAGCUCUACAAAAAUUAUGCCUUGGCGAAGAUUUGGAAUUUUUCAAGAAAAUUCGUCGUCUACUGAAAAAUCGAAAUUACAUUUUUUUAUGGAAUGCGCAUGGACUGGUUGGAGGAGCAAUGAUUUGUGUAAACGUGUCAUUGAAUACGUUGUAUAUGCGUCAUUUUGAACAUGGGGAAAAAGAUACCGGAAGAAUGGGCUUACUGAUUAUUCUGAGUGGUUAUUGCGGUGCAGUUAUUUUCUGUAGGCUCGUUGAUAGAUACAAAAUUUUCAAGCUCAUCUUAGUUAUUCUAUAUGCUGCUAAUAUACUGACAACGAUAUUAUUUGGAAUUGCAAUGUACUUCGAAGUACAAUGGACAGUUUACGUUGCCAUUGGACUAUACGGAUUUUUCACUCACGGUUAUUUCACAACAGCCUACGAAACGUGUGCAGAACUCACUUAUCCAGAGCCCGUGACCAUUUCUGUCACUAUUUUGAAUCUAGCCAAUCAACUAUACUCUGCAAUUUUCGUGGCGUGUCUCGACCAAAUUCUAAUAUCUUAUUCUGACGUUGCUGCCUACGCAUUCCUUACUCUCGUAUCGAUCAUUGGAUUUAUCCUAACCUGUGUGACACGUGAUGAGCGUAAAAGGCAACAUGCAGGGAAACUUGGCUAACAAUAUCAUUUUCAUUUUUCAAUGUGAAAGCGUAACAAUAACGUAUCUUGAACAUCACAAAUCGAGCAUACGUAUGCAAGGCCUG